Molecule: messenger RNA, 3285 nt
Organism: Penicillium canariense
Lineage: Eukaryota; Fungi; Ascomycota; Eurotiomycetes; Eurotiales; Aspergillaceae
Product: putative importin beta-4 subunit
Exons: 4
Coding region: 1-3285 (1094 amino acids)
Biological process (GO): protein import into nucleus
Cellular component (GO): cytoplasm; nucleus
Molecular function (GO): small GTPase binding; nuclear import signal receptor activity
Source: RefSeq, a predicted model, not a curated record
AUGGAUCAACAACGUUUCCUGCAGCAAUUGCAGAUCAUCUUGGACCCCUCUCAGGGAAAUGUCAAGGAAGCCACCGGCAUCUUGCAAAAGGAGUUCUACAGCAAGCCCCAGUCCCUCGUUCUCCUCAUCCAGAUUGCCACCGGCCAUGAGGACCCGAACCUUCGCCAGCUCGCCGCCGUUGAGGCUCGUUCGCUCGUCCAGAAGCACUGGUUGAAGGUUGCGGCGGACCAGAAGCCCCAGGUGCGGGAGCAGUUGCUCCGCUCCACCAUGGGAGAGAGCUCGUCUCUCGUUCGUCACUCGGUCGCUCGGAUCAUCUCGGCUGUCGCCAAGAUUGAUCUCCAGGAUGGCGAGUGGGCGGAUCUACCCAACGUUCUCCUGCGUGCGGCUGACGGCGGCAACCAGGAUGAGCGGGCCGUAGCUAUCUACAUUCUGUUCACCAUUCUGGAGACCCUGGGUGAGGGCUUUGAGGAGAAGUUCCAAGACCUGUUCACCUUGUUCAACAAGACCAUCCGUGACCCCGAGAGCGCUGAGGUCCGCAUCAACACUCUCCUGGCUCUGAGCAAGCUCGCCUACCACCUCGACUCGGAGGAGAACAUGGCUCCCGUCAAGGCUUUCCAGGAUAUGGUUCCCUCCAUGGUCGCCGUCCUUAAGGAUGCUAUUGACCAAUCUGAGGAGGACCGUAUUAUGCAGGCCUUUGAGGUCUUCCAGACUCUGCUUAGUCUCGACCCCGCCCUCCUGACCAUCCACCUGAAGGACCUCGUCGUGUUCAUGAACGAGCUCGCCGCCAACACUGAGGCCGACGAGGACACCCGUACUCAAGCUAUCAGCUUCCUCAUGCAGUGCGUCCAGUACCGCAAGCUGAAGAUCCAGGGUAUGCGUCUCGGCGAGCAGCUGACUCGCACUGCUCUGCAAAUUGUCACUGAGCUAGAUGACUCCCCCGCGGAUGAUGAUGAUAUCACUCCGCCCCGCUCUGCUCUGGGUCUUCUCGACAUUCUCGCCCAGAGCCUGCCUCCCAGUCAAGUUGUUGUGCCUCUGCUCCAGACCUUGGGUCAGUACUUCAACAGCAAUGACGCCAACUACCGCCGUGCCGGUAUCAUGGCCCUGGGUAUGUGCGUUGAGGGUGCUCCCGACUUCAUCAGCACUCAGAUGAAAGAGAUCUUCCCCAUGGUUCUCCAACUCCUUGCCGAUCCCGAGCCCAAGGUCCGCCAGGCCUCUCUGCACGCCGUUGCCCGUCUGGCUGACGACCUCGCCGAGGACCUCAGUGCCGAGCACGAGCGCCUCAUGCCCCUGCUCUUCAAGAACCUGGCCAGUGCCAUGCAGGAGUACCAGGGAGAGGAGGAUGGCCCCACUGUUGAUAUCAUGAAGGCUGGUAUUAGCGCCAUCGAUGCUGUUGUUGACGGUCUCGAUGAGAAGGACGUUGCUCCCUACCAGACUGAGCUUGUGCCUAUCCUGCACAAGCUCUUCCAGCAUCCCGAUUUCAAGAUCAAGGGCCUUGCCGCUGGUGCUCUUGGUUCGCUCGCCUCCUCUGCUGGUGACUCUUUCCUCUCGUUCUUCGAUGAGUCCAUGCACCUGCUUCAGGAGUUCGCCACUGUCAAGGACAGCGAAGAAGAGCUUGACCUCCGUGCUAGCGUCACUGAUGCUAUGGGUGAAAUGGCCGCCGCUGCUGGUCCCGAGCGAUACCAGCCGUACGUGGAGCCCCUCAUGCGUGCCACCGAGGAGGCCCUGCACCUCGGCCACUCCCGCCUCAAGGAAAGCACCUACAUCUUCUGGGGUGCCAUGGCUAAGGUCUACUCGGAGCACUUCUCUCCCUUCCUGGAUGGUGUUAUCAAGGGUCUCUUCGAGUGCAUUGAGCAAGACGAGGAUGACCUUGAGCUCGACCUUGGUGAGGCCGCCAAGGAUCUCAUUGGCCAGGAGGUGACCGUUGCCGGCCGGAAGGUCAAGGUUGCCAGUGCCGAGGAUGAUGACGAGCUUGAGGGUGAUAUCGAGGACGUUGAUAUUGACGAGGACGACGAGGAUGCCUGGGAUGACAUUACCGCCACCACCCCUCUGUCCCUGGAGAAGGAGAUUGCUGUCGAGGUUAUUGGUGACCUGGUCACCCACACUCGCAGCUCCUUCCUGCCCUACUUCGAAAAGACUAUUGAGACUGUGAUGCCUCUCGCUGAGCACCCUUACGAGGGUGUCCGCAAGAGCACCAUUAGCACGCUGCACCGCUCCUACGCCAUGCUGUUUGCCAUUGCCGAGGAGACCGGCCAGAUGCCCAAGUGGCAGCCUGGUCUGCCUCUGCAGGUCCAGUCCGCCAAGGAGGUGAAGAAGUUCGGCGAGAUCCUCAUGACUGCCACCAUCAAGAUGUGGGCUGAGGAAGAUGACCGUGCUACCGUCGCCGAUAUCAACCGCAACAUGGCUGAGAACCUCCGCUUCUGUGGCCCUGCGCUGAUCUCUGAUGAGACUGUGCUGCACAACGUGAUUCAGAUGGUUACCGACAUCAUCACCAAGCAGCACCCCUGCCAAAUGGAGUUCGGCCCCGAGGAGGAGAGUCUCGAGGCUGGCGAGGAGACGUCCGAGUUCGACUGGGUUGUGGUUGACACUGCUCUGGAUGUCGUCUCCGGUAUGGCCGCCGCCCUGGGCCAGAGCUUCGCCGAGCUUUGGAAGGUCUUUGAGAAGACCAUCCUGCGUUACGCUAGCAGCACCGAAUCCCUGGAGCGCGCCACCGCUGUGGGCGUUUUGGCCGAGUGCAUCAACGGGAUGGGCGGCGCUGUGACUCCGUUCACCUCGUCGUUCCUUAAGCUGCUCCUGCACCGCCUGGGUGACGAGGACCCCCAGACCCGGUCCAACGCCGCCUAUGCCGUCGGCCGUCUGGUCGAGCAUUCGAACUCUGAUGCCGAGAUGGUCAAGGAGUUCCCUACCAUCCUUAGCCAUCUGGAGUCGUGCUUGCAGAUGAACGUUUCUCGUCUGCAGGACAACGCUACUGGCUGUGUCUCCCGCAUGAUCCUGCGCCACCGUGACCACGUCCCUACCAAGGAUGUCCUGCCGGUGCUUGUGAACAUUCUCCCUCUGAAGAACGACUUCGAGGAGAACGACCCUCUGUACCGCAUGAUCUGCCAGAUGUACAAAUGGGAGGACGCGACUAUCCGCGAACUCACACCCCGCCUGUUGCCUGUCUUCCAGGCGGUGCUGACGGGCGAUGAGGACCAGCUCGAGGACGAGCGCCGUGCCGAGCUUAUCGAGCUGGUCAAGUGGCUGAACCAGAUGCAGGCGGGCGCUGCCCCCUGGGUUGAGCAGCUGUAA